Molecule: messenger RNA, 936 nt
Organism: Pocillopora damicornis (cauliflower coral)
Lineage: Eukaryota; Metazoa; Cnidaria; Anthozoa; Scleractinia; Pocilloporidae
Product: melanocyte-stimulating hormone receptor
Biological process (GO): G protein-coupled receptor signaling pathway
Cellular component (GO): membrane
Molecular function (GO): G protein-coupled receptor activity
Source: RefSeq, a predicted model, not a curated record
AUGAACGGAACAAAAAAUUUGGCACGGGACGGAGAGCUGCGAAUAUUUGAUGACCAGACAUGUUCCCCUUCUUUGGUCGGUGGAUUACGACAACAAUCAGUUUAUUUGUCAACAGCCAACAUUCUCCUAUCCCUCACAGCAUUUCUUGGAAAUUCUGUCAUCCUUGUUGCCCUUCAUAAGGAAUCUUGCCUUCAUCCGCCGUCCAAACUUUUGUAUCGAUGUCUGGCAACAACUGAUCUGUUGGUUGGCCUUCUAUGCCAGCCUCUCCAUGCUGCUUAUUGGAUGUCCGUCUCUUACGAGCACUGGAACCUUUGUAGAUUUGCAUAUGACACAUUCUCCGUAUCAGCCUAUGCAUUAUGUUCAGUGUCGUUGUUAACGAUGACGGCCAUAAGCGUGGACAGACUUCUCGCCUUGUUGUUAGGGCUAAGGUACAGAGAACUCGUAACUUUGAAACGUACUUAUAUCCUUGUAGCUACCUUUUGGGUGUUAUCUGGUUUCACUGCGUUAAGCUACCUUUUAGAUCACCGUAUAGCCACGUGGUUUGGCAUUUUAGUUAUACCAUCGUGCCUAUCCAUCUCACUGGUCUCGUACACAAAGAUUUUCCGCACGCUUAUUCAUCAUCAGGCUCAAGUACAAGAUCACGUCCAACAGCAGCCGAACCAACCAAACGCAUUGAACAUGGCGCAGUACAGGAAGGCAGUGUACAGUGCCGUGUGGGUGCAGUUAGCAUUAGUUGUUUGUUAUGUGCCAUUUAGUAUAGUGGAAACUGUGAUCGCUCUAAGUAAAACAUAUUCAUCACACCUAGUCAUCAACUGGGGUUUAGCAAUUGCGUUAAUCUAUUAUAACUCAACGUUAAACCCGUUUAUUUACUACUGGAGGAUUCGGGAAGUAAGGCGAGCGGUGAAGCAGACAAUCAGACGAGCACUUCACUUUUAA